This is a messenger RNA of Lingula anatina, 2620 nucleotides long. Its product is annotated as liver carboxylesterase 1-like. NCBI's taxonomy places the organism in Eukaryota, Metazoa, Brachiopoda, Lingulata, Lingulida, Lingulidae. The record is from RefSeq and is a predicted model, not a curated record.
GGCGCGUGCACAUUCUUGUUGCUUAAUAGCCGUGACUGACUGUCGAUGACGAGGCUUCUAGGAGGAGAUGAGUAAUCCUGUCGCCACUGCGCGGUUUACCGUGUAAUCUCUGACAGGUUAAUCAUUCACUUCCUAGCUUUUAGAGUUGUUUGGCUGGCAGGUUUGAAGAAGCGUAACAGCAUGGCGUCAACACUGGUUGUGACUGUCAAAGCACUCCUGACAUUAUCUGUCAUGUCUGGCGUGGCGGCCCAACCUCAAGUUACCACGAAAAACGGUGUAAUAGAAGGAUUUGGGACGACAGUAGAGGGACAGUCUGUGAAUCUGUUCUUAGGGAUUCCUUUUGCUGAACCACCUGUAGGAGCUCUGAGGUUUAUGAAACCACAGCCGCCCUCUAACUGGACUGGGGUUAAGCAGACCAUCGCUUUCGGUGCAGCGUGUAUGCAGACUGCCACUGACCCAAGUCCUUAUGGCGACCAGCUGUCUGAAGACUGUCUAACCCUGAAUGUGUUCGUCCCCGGGGCUGUGAGCAGCACCAACAGGAAGGCGGUAAUGGUCUGGAUAUAUGGCGGGGCCUACACCACAGGAGGCACCAGUCUUUACAUCUUUAAUGAAUUUGCGGCACAGAAUGACGUCAUCGUGGUAUCAGUCAACUACCGCGUGGGUCCAUUUGGAUUCUUGACCACUGGUAACGUCGACGCUCCUGGCAACGCUGGACUAUGGGAUCAAAUAGAGGGACUCAAAUGGGUGCAAGACAACAUAAGAAAUUUUGGCGGUGACCCUAAUAAUGUGACUAUUUUCGGGGAAUCGGCAGGUGGCGGUAGCGUUUCACAACUCGCAAUGACGGUAGCCUCCAGGGGUCUUUUCCAACGCUUUAUAUCCAUGAGUGGCACCGCUCUAAGCGAUUGGGCCUGGGUGAAGGACGGACCUGACGUCGCUACAAAGAUUGGACAGCAUCUUGGAUGUAACGCUGCAGCAUCGCUGGUGGACUGUCUUCGUGCAGCCAACGCAACUGCCCUGCUUAGAGCGUCAGAUCAGUCAUUGUUUCCAGGGCGGUUGGCAUCUCUUUUUGCCCCUGUUGUCGAUGGCGACAUGUUUCCUCGUAGUGUGGAGGAAAUGCUGAUGGAUCCCAGCUCAACUGCGUUGACACAUUUUCUGUCCCUAGACUACAUGGGUGGAUUCACGGACUCUGAUGGCGGAGUUAACCUCCCUUUCAGCCCUAUCAACAUCACUCUAGGUGUGCCUCCAACUUACAUGAGGGAUUCUUUCAUUCCUUAUUUUGCUGCCCAGACUUCCGCCUACCACAAUGAUGAAAUAGCACAGAAACUAAGAGAAGUUUAUUACGAUGCUAAUGCAAACAUGGCAGAAACUGGACGCUUAAUGGUCAACCUGUAUACUGAUACCAUGUUUUCUGUGCCAACAGUUGGAUUCCUCAGAAGUCAUCUUAUGGCGUCAGGUGGCUCCACCUAUCUAUACUACUUUACCAAGGAGCCGUCAUUCCCGCAUCUCCUGCCCGUGCCAGCAUGGUUUAAGGGGGUUAACCACGGAGACGAGCUCGCCUUCAUGUUAGGACCUGCUAGUGCUUCUCUACUGAACGUCACCUUCACCGAAUUAGAAAAGAACGUUUCCAGAGCUUUUAUGACCUACUAUGCAAACUUUGCAAAAACUGGAAACCCUAACACUCCUGAUACUGUACCAAGUCCAUGGCCACAGUAUUCGUAUACGAGGGAAGAGUAUCUAGACAUCGGUGACGUCAUCGUCAAUAAAACUGACGUCAUUCCACGGCGUAUUGACCUGUGGUUAGACACCAUCCCUGCGAUACUCGCCAGGUCCACCACUUCCGCUCCGUCCACGACGCCGGUGGCUAGUAAGGGGGUACAAGUCCAGUCCAGCGCCGUGCUUGCCAUACUUGUCAUGUUUUAUGUCUUGAAGUUGUUUCAUUGAUGCGUCACUUUUUUAUCAUUACCGCUACUCAACUACUUUGUUUAAAGAACAAUGUUAAAGAAAAUAUCUCCUGACCAAAGAAAGAGAGAGAGGUACAGAGACAUCCGUGUAUUUAAAAAGGGAAAGUUUUCCUCAAACGUUUUGGUUCUGGAAAAUCGCGGCGUUAAUAAAUGUUUAGAUUGGACUUUUUCAGUGUUACUGCUUUCUUGUAUUAUCAUAAAUGGUACCUGAAAGCUUUGCACGUAAUUAUAACUAAGAUCAAACUUUUCAAUCAUGCAUCAUCUUUGAGGUAGUCUUUGAAGAACCCAGAACAUGGAUGUAACGAAACGAUUCUACGAGUAUUGCCAAAAUUAACCAAACUGAUUAUUUCAAAACACACUAGGAAUUUGUUUUAAAUUUAAAUAAAUAAAUAAAAUUUAGAAAUUAAAAUUUUAGAGGUUUGAUUUUAGAUUAACGAUUAUAGAUGCUUGUAAACUCUUAUAAACUAAUUUAUUGUAUCGAUGGCGAUAAUAAGAUUGUUCAAUCAAAGUGUUUUCUGUAAAUGCUAACUGAGUAAAGGCACCUCUCAGAUUUUUCAACGCAACACAGACGUCCCUUUGUAUAUAGAAUCUUUGACUAUGUAUUAAGUUUAGUGUAAAGCUUCUGUAACUGGAUACAUUCACUAGAUUUUAUCUUCACU